Molecule: messenger RNA, 1491 nt
Organism: Paramecium sonneborni
Lineage: Eukaryota; Ciliophora; Oligohymenophorea; Peniculida; Parameciidae
Source: the annotation of a GenBank genome assembly
AUCUGAUAUAUAAAAAUGAUUAGAUUCUCAUUGUAGAAAGGAUAAUAAAUAUUGAGAAAACAAUUAUAAGCAUUCUCAACUCAAUAGAAUCUCAUAGAAAUAUUCAUAGAUGAUGUACCUCAUAAAGUAUGAGCUCUAAUCUGAUAGAAUAUAGGUUGAUCCAUCAGCAACAAUAUUUUAAGCAUGUUAUUCUGCAGGUGUAAUUAUUCCAAGAUUUUGUUAUCAUGAAAGAUUAGCAGUAGCAGGAAAUUGUAGAAUGUGUUUAGUUGAAGUUGAAAAAUCACCAAAGCCUGUAUAAUUAAAUAAAUAUUCUAAAAGGUUGCAGCAUGUGCAGCUUAAGUAGCUCCAGGAAUGAGAAUUCUUACAAAAAGUGAGAAGACUAGAAUAGCAAGAGGUGGUGUAAUGGAAUUCAUGUUAGCUAAUCACCCUUUGGAUUGCCCUAUUUGUGAUUAAGGAGGAGAAUGUGAUUUAUAAGAUAUUUCUGAGCAAUAUGGGUAUUAAAUUAUUAUAUUAUUAACUCAGAUAUGGUGAUAGUAGACAUAAUGAAUAUAAGAGAGCAGUUGAAGAUAAGAAUUUUGGUCCAUUAGUAGCAACAAGUAUGAAUAGAUGUAUUCAUUGCACACGAUGUAUCAGAUUUUCAGAUGAAUAUGCUGGUGUAACUGAAUUAGGAACUAGUGGAAGAGGAAGGAAUACUGAAAUCGGUACAUACAUUGACAAAAUGAUCACUAGUGAAUUACAAGGAAAUCUUGCUGAUAUCUGUCCAGUUGGUGCAUUAACCAAUGGGCCUUAUGCAUUUACAUCAAGACCAUGGGAAUUAAAGUCAUACGAUUCUGUAGAUGUUUUUGAUACUAUCAUACCUUUUAUUUAAAUUGAUACAAGAGGAGCAGAAAUAAUGAGAAUCUUGCCAAGAAUUCAUGAAGAAGUAAAUGAAGAAUGGUUAAAUGAUAAAUCAAGAUAAGCUUUUGAUGGAUUAAAAAAAUAAAGAUUAACAUUACCUUUAGCUAGAGAUGCAUAAGGCAAUUUUACUGAUUUAUAUUGGCCAGAUGCAAUAUAAUAAGCAGCUAAAAAGUUAUAAUCUGUAAAAGGAGAAGAGAUUGUAGGAGUAAUUGGAGAAUUUGCUGAUUGUGAAUCUAUUGUAGCUUUAAAAGAUUUAUUGAAUAGAUUUGAUAGUGAUAAUUUUGAAAUUAGAGGAACUGGUGUACCUUAAUUAGAUGCUGAUUUUAGAGCUAAUUAUUUAUUAAAUUCAAGAAUUACCGGAGUUGAAGAAGCUGAUGUACUUUUAUUAGUAGGUACUAAUCCAAAAGUUGAAUCUCCAUUAUUAAAUUCUAGAAUUUUAAGAGCUACUAGAAAAAAUAACUUAAAAGUAUUUCUUAUUGGAUCAGCUAACGAUUUAACAUAUAACUAUGUUCAUUUAGGAAAUAAUGCUUCAAUCCUUGAUGAAAUAGCUAAUGGUACUCAUCCAUUUGCUGCCAGACUCAAAAAUGCUAAAUU